Rhipicephalus sanguineus (brown dog tick) is the source of this 1942-nucleotide messenger RNA. Its product is annotated as leukocyte elastase inhibitor. The transcript has 2 exons. Lineage: Eukaryota; Metazoa; Arthropoda; Arachnida; Ixodida; Ixodidae. Gene Ontology annotation, molecular function: serine-type endopeptidase inhibitor activity. Bases 300 to 1529 code for a protein of 409 amino acids. The record is from RefSeq and is a predicted model, not a curated record.
GCGGGUAAUGGAAAAGGGCUUACGUAUUUUCUUUAUUCCCUUCAGAGGUGUGCGCUCGACUCUCGGCGCGACAAGGACGGCAUGGCUGCGCCAGCGUCCUCGCUGAGCUGUCGGUGUCGUUCCUAUUGACGUGUGUAAAGCCCACCUGUCCCGUGAUUUUGGACGAACACCUCGUUGGCACCCUCUACCACCGAGACAGCAAGCUGUCAUCUCUAAGCGGCAACACACCACCGGAACAGCCCACCCGCAGGCUGAACUCCCUCCGAGGCGCAACGCCAUAAUCAGCCGGUGGCGUGAAAAUGAAAGUGAUGUGGCUUUUGCUCUGCGUCAUGGCUCCUCUGGGAGUACACGGGGGUCUUCUAGAUUCUAUUCGCGAACACAAGACGCAAAAGACGCGACAACGCUCCCAGGAAACCAUCAGUGAUGUCGUGAAUAGCAACAAUGGCCUGGGCAUCAGUAUGCUCAAAGCCUUAGGUGACCAGAAUGUGCUGCUCUCGCCAAUCAGUGUGAACAUCGUCCUUCAUAUGGUGCUUAUGGGAGCACGUGGACGCACGGCCUACCAAAUGUCCGCACAGAUGGGUAAUCCUUCUAGCGCUCUCAUGAGCGAGCUUCUGCAGAAGAUGUCGUCUCCUGGCGGCAACAGCAGGAACGUAGCUCUGGAUCACGCCUCGGCUGUGCUCAUCCAAGAAGGCGCUCCCUUUAAUGCCAGCUACUAUCGCGAGAUCAACAGACUGUUUGACGCCAGCCUCGCCACCGUGCAGUUCGGUGAAGGUCGUGGAAGCGACGUCGUCAAAGAGGUCAACGAGUGGGCCAGCAAGAAGACUCGCGGACGGAUACCUCAGUUCCUGGAGGAGGCCCCCGAAGAAACCACCAAGAUGCUAGUACUCAACGCCAUGUACUUCAAAAGCGAUUGGAAAACGCAGUUUGAUCCUGAAUUCACCGACAAGCGGGUUUUCCGCAACGAAGACGGAACCACAGCAAACGUUCCUAUUAUGUUUAUCAUCGAGACGUUUGACUUCAGCCAUGAUGACGAACUGAAUGUGGACGCGCUCCGGGUACCGUACGCAGACAACCAGUAUAGCAUGAUACUUAUGCUACCGCGAAACCGCCAAAGCCCUCUCGCGAGCGUCGUGCAGGGGCUUACUGCGGCAAAGUUAAAUGAAAUUAUCGGUGAGAUGGAGCCCGAGCAAGUUGAGCUUAGUCUUCCGAAGAUGAGCGUGCAGAAGAUGCUCAAACUGCGGGCGCCUCUCGAAAAGCUCGGCCUCAGGGUGCCUUUCACUGACGCCGCGGACUUCAAGGGAAUAAGCAAAGCUGAGGACCUGCGGCUUAACGAAAUCCUCCACAAAGCGGCGUUAGACGUUGACGAGGUGGGUACACGCGCCGUCGCGGCGACGCAAGCGCAAUUUGUGUCCAAAUCCCUGGUGCACUUCAAGCAGUUCACCGUUGAUCGUCCAUUUCUGGCACUUAUUCGGCACGAACCCACCGGAGCGGUCCUGUUCAUUGCUCAAGUGUUAUCUAUGCAGUCAUGAUCUACUGCGCGCAGUCGCCGGAAUUCACAGCGAUUCAGUUUUGUGCACUGAAGUGUGAUAGUAACCUCGUGUGAACGACAUGGAGGAAACGGGAGUCGUCGAUCGACCAAUGACCGGAACGUUGAUCACGGCGAAGGCCAUGAAGCUGUUGUUUUUUUCAGCACUGGCAAGCGCCUGCUUACCGAAGCUGCGUGCAUUUAGUGCUCUGGGACUGAAAAGACUUGAAGAGAAAAUGACAAGUGCUAUUGCGUGAUUGCUCAUUCCUAAGGCGUAUUUGCGGUUUCCAAUCUAACCGCGGUGCUUUCCUGUCAUUUGUCAACGCUGUGCUUCUUGUUAUGCCUUCUACUUAAGAUGUAUUUCGAAUGGUUUUAGGCCCAGCGCAACAGUUAUAAUUAAAUGUACAAUGAAGGUUG